GGGCCGGAAGCGCCGGGAGAGAAGAUGGCGGCAGCGCGCGGCUCGCUCCUUCUGCUGCUGCUCCACAACAGCCUGGUCCAGCUCGCCUCCGGCGACAUCACCGACGGCAACAGCGAGCACCUGAAGCGGGAGCACAGUCUCAUCAAACCCUAUCAGGGAGUGGGAUCCAGUUCAAUGCCACUAUGGGAUUUUGGUGGAAGCACAAUGUUGACCAGUCAGUAUGUUCGACUGACCCCCGAUGACCGCAGCAAAAGAGGAUCAAUUUGGAACCGAAUGCCAUGUCACCUGAAGGAUUGGGAGCUCCAUGUCCAGUUCAAAGUUCAUGGAUUAGGGAAAAAGAAUCUCCAUGGUGAUGGGUUUGCUGUGUGGUACACAAAGGAUCGACUAAUCACUGGCACUGUGUUCGGAAGCAGAGAUAACUUCCACGGGUUAGGAUUGUUCAUAGACACGUAUCCAAAUGAUGAGAACACUGAUCGUGCCUUUCCUUAUGUUUCGGCAAUGGUUAAUAAUGGGUCCAUGAGUUACGAUCAUGGCAAGGAUGGACGACCAUCAGAACUUUCAGGAUGCUCCUCAGAACUUCGAAAUGUGGACCAUGAUACCUACUUGGCAAUUCGAUAUUCCCGCGGCAGAUUAACAGUGAUGACUGACGUAGAGGAUAAGAACGAGUGGAAAGAAUGCAUUGACAUCAGUGGAGUUCGAUUGCCGACUGGCUAUUAUUUUGGUGCUUCCUCAGCCACUGGAGAUCUAUCAGAUAACCAUGACAUAAUCUCCAUGAAGCUUUACCAACUCACAGUGGAGCACACACCAGAGGAUGAAAGUAUCGACUGGACAAAAAUAGAGCCUAGUGUAAGCCUCUUGAAAUCUCCGAAAGAUAACAUAGAUGAUCCCACAGGGAAUUUCCGGAGUGGGCCACUUACUGGCUGGAAGGUUUUCCUGCUGCUGCUCUGUGCCCUCCUAGGAAUCAUCGUGUGUGCUGUGGUGGGCGCUGUGGUUUUCCAGAAACGCCAGGAACGAAACAAAAGAUUUUAUUGAACAAAAAUUUGGCCGCAGCUACCAUUUUAAAAAAAAAAGUGAAUUUUUUUUCUACACGAUGGUUUAUAUGAAAAGUUUAUAUCUAGAAAGGUGUAGAAAUUACAAAUAUUUUCAUACGUUUCUAUAGACGAGAAAGGGCUUGUGGUAGCAAAUGCUCAGCACGAAGGGGACAAAGGGGCAGCCACAAUCCCUGACACUCUGUAGAGAAGCGCCUUGUUUUCUUUUUUUAUUAAUGUGUUUGUUGGAAACAAAUCUGAUUUUUAUUUUUGGGGGGAAAUUGUUUCACCUAAAGAUGUUUGCUUUUAAAUAGAACCUUUGCCAAUGGAGUCCAGCCCUUUUCAGUUCGUGAAUGUACGGCGACCAAGCCAGAUAGAUGUACAAUGUGCUAUCGGACUAGCUAGCGUCAUACCUUACGAUGCGUCCUGCUUGAUGCGUGAAGUCUUUUGCGGUUAUACGUGCUAACUGCAUCAGUCUGUCACUUCAAAAUUAAACUCAGAUUUUGUGGGAAUGGAGGGGGCGGAAAAGGAGUUUAAAAAUAAAAUUGUGUUAGACCACUUUCUGUACUUUCUACAAAUCAAUUCUUGCUGGUGUCUUUUGAACUGAAUUGGAUCUACCUGCUCUUGGCUGUGCCUGUAUUUGCCAAGGAGAUCAAUGCUUUAGACUACCUUCAUGUAAACAAGCUGAAGCUUGCAUACAGGCUUAUGAAAUUAAAAUGUAGCUCCUUCAUACGUACUCAAAUGAUCGAUGCUAGAUCGAGGUCCGGUCUGCUUAUUCAAGGUGAACACUGAAGAUCUUGUGACAUUAUUUUAAAAGGGAGUUACUUCCAGUAUCUUGGCCAGGGAUCCUCUUGAUGGGUUCUCUCAUUGUGGGACUUUUAUGUGCACAAAUUAUCGGGCCAGCAAUUGGUGUUUUGUUGUGAUCACUCACUAUUUCGGAAUUUUUUUUUUCCUUUUGCUGUCCAUUCUCCUAAAAUGCUCUGGUUGGAGAUUUAUGGCAGUCCCCAAUCUGCAAGUGAGCUCGUGAUUAUAAUUCAGUUGCUCUCUAACUAAAAAUGGCCCACAUCAACUUGCAAUUCAUUGUCUCACAUGGCCUGGUCAUGACCUGUUGGAAAUAAUGUGAAUUCAAACUCCUUAUGAAGUUACGCUCAUUCCGUCCGAAAGAAACCGCUUUCUUCUGCUGACUCUUAAGUCAGUUGAAUGAAUCUGAAUCCAUCUGUUAACUGUUAUCAGAGUUCAAACAUCACUGACUGCCAGUUUAUGAUGAAUUAAUAUUUGUUCUUGUUUUGCACUACUCGUAUGGCAAAGGGUCCUUGUGCUAUGCUUGAGAUAACUGCUGGUUCUUCCUGUGAUUGAUUGCUCUAACUAGUUCAAUUGGAUUGUGGGCAGAAGGUUCUAAUUAUUGAGAUUCAACAAAGUUACUGUCCUGUUUAAAUGAGGGGUUUCAAAACACAAGUUGUAUUCGUGUGACAUCUUUACAAUAAUGUAAACUGGAAUAAACUUUGUGUUCUGGGUACUGGUGUAAUUAAAACCUGGUUAAUUUAUAACCACUUUCUGCUGUAAA
This is a messenger RNA of Callorhinchus milii (elephant shark), 2592 nucleotides long. It is a transcript of the gene lman2, whose product is annotated as lectin, mannose-binding 2. The coding region runs from base 25 to 1032 and encodes 335 amino acids. The transcript is spliced from 8 exons. Gene Ontology annotation, cellular component: Golgi membrane; COPII-coated ER to Golgi transport vesicle; endoplasmic reticulum membrane. The record is from RefSeq and is a predicted model, not a curated record. Gene Ontology annotation, molecular function: D-mannose binding. Lineage: Eukaryota; Metazoa; Chordata; Chondrichthyes; Chimaeriformes; Callorhinchidae. Gene Ontology annotation, biological process: endoplasmic reticulum to Golgi vesicle-mediated transport; endoplasmic reticulum organization; Golgi organization.